GCAGGGGGGGGGGGAUAAUUGCUAUACCAAUAACCAAUGUCACCAUAUUUUAGAUAAAGUUCGUAUUUUCAGAAAAAAAUAACAAUAUUUGUUCUGUUUUUUUUUAAUGUCGGCAUUAAACAAAUAGCGAAUGAAAUAAUGGAAUAUGGACUUUGACAACUAAAAUAUGUUUACUAUCAGCGAAGCAGAUUUUAAGGAACCAUUUGCUUGUGCGGAGUAUGUUGAGAGACUUGCAAGUACUGUUGAAGGUGGUGGAACAAAGGGUGGGGAGGGGAAAUUUGAUCCAAACAAUCUUCAUAGCUUUUUUGUCAAUUCAAUUCAUCAACUUGAAUUAUUGGACAAAUCCAUCCAAGGCCAGGUCAAUAAACUGGAAGAGCUCUGUACAAAAGAAGAAAAAGAACACAAAGGAAGGAUUGUUAGUUUGGAAGAUGAGAUUAAGAGGGCUACUAAAAUAUUCCAUACGUUAGAUAAUCGAAUAAAUUCUGUUGCCACCAACGUUGUCCAUCUAGGAGAUCAACUUGAAGGCAUCAACACACCAAGACAGCGAGCUAAAGAUACUUUACAACUCAUGGAGUAUUUUAAUGAAUUUCUUGUUGAAGGUACUCCAACAUCAACUGUAUUUCACGAUGAAGCAAAGAUACACGAGGCAGCUAAUGUAAUUCAAAAACUAAACCAAAUAUCGCAAGAACUUCCAAAUGAAGAACGUUUCAAAGGCGUAAAGGAGCAUAUUGAUGAAUAUUACAAGGAUAUUGGGGACAAAUUGAUUACACUUUUCAAACGCGCUCAUCACGAAGGCGACCAAGAAAAGAUGAAGACGAUUGCCGAAACUCUUCAACCUUUUAAUCCGCAUAAUCAAAAUUGCGUGGACGUUUUCAUAUCUGAGAGCCAAAAGAGUCAGUUCAACUCUCAAGAUGUCUUCAAAGACGUUGUCGGAUUAUGCCGAAAUGUGAAUAGCCUAGUGAAGUUUGUGUUUGGAAUGAGUGGUGGAAUGGUUAUGGAUAAGCUUGUUCAAGAUGUCUAUGAAGGUGCAAUCAAGAAAUAUGUCGAUCAUAAGCUUGACCAUAGAAUUGCCACGCAAAAAGAGUCUUACUUGGAAAACCUUUACGUUUUAUAUCGAAAGACAAAAGAAUUGGGCCAAAAGUUAUCAGAGUGUAAACUUGGUCCUGACUUAGCAUCUUUGUCGCGAUUACGGAGAAACAUUUUUAGCAAUUAUUUAAAAGAUUACGAGAAACGCGAACUUGAAUACCUAAUACGCAAAUCUGAAUCUCUUCUCAACAAAUAUUACGAAUCCAUUGGACAUCAGAAAAGAGAAAAGACUCACAUGUCUGGGUUUAAUGACUUUGUUCGGAUGACUGGUUUAAGUCAAGGACCACAACAACAAAGUGACAACACCAAGGAAACAUAUCUUAAUCAAGAUGUUGCUGUGAGCCUUUUGCUUGAAAAUAAGAAAUCCUUACAAAGAUGUGAAUUGCUUUGCAACCCAGAUUUUGUACCAUCGUGCGUACAUGAAAUAUAUUCUAUCCUUCUGAACUGUUUGUGUCGUGACCAUCUUGAUUACGCUCUUACUAUUGGAUUAGAAUAUUUACCUGCGCCAGAACCCAAAUCCAUUCCUAAUUCACGAUUCCUGGAGGUUGUGGACCAAGCUAAUGCAAUCUUUCAUUUGUUGGAAAAACAUUUCAGCGACGCCAUUUUGCCACUAGUUGGUUCCAGCACUACUUACGGUCAAUGUGUUCGCAAGAAGAAAGAAAUCAUGGAAGAUAUGGAGAAGAAAUUAGAUAACGGAAUGGAAAGAUUGAUCACUUCUUACGCGGGAUAUGUUAAGCACGUAUUGAACACGGAACAGAAAAAGAGUGACUUUCGACCUCCAGAAGAGCAAAAUGCCGACUUGUUUAGCUGUACUCAGGCCUGUAAAAAAUGCUGUCAAUUUAUCGAAAUCCAACGUUCCCUUCUAAAGGAUUAUGUGGAUGGCAAGAAUCUGGAAUGUGCUCUAACCGAGUUUGGCAUUAGAGUUCAUCGACAUCUUGUCGAUCAUUUACAGCAAUUCCAGUAUAACUCGAUCGGUGGAAUGUUAGCAAUAUGUGAUAUCAACGAAUAUAGAAAGUGCAUACAAAAAUUUGAGAUAAAAUUGCUUGACAAGUUAUUCAACACUCUCCAUUCUCUUGGUAAUCUCCUUAUUGUCGCUGCAGAUAAUAUACCACAAGUUAUUAAAGAAGAACAAUUGGCUCCUCUUGAAAAGAGUGUAAUUCAGUCGUUUGUGCAACUUCGAGCUGACUAUAAGACGUCCAAGCUUGCUAGACAUCUUGAAUGAAUAUUAAAAUUUGAAAAGAAUAUCGAAGAAUAGUUUUACUGUCAAUUUUCACAACAUGCAGCGUUCAGUAUAAUUCUAUGUAAUGUUGCGAAAUUAAUUUCAAAUUUCCAGUGUUUAUUUGUCAUCAAGUUAAUUUGGAAACGAACUCCAUUAGAAUUGCAUGCCCUAACACCUUGGCAAACAUAUAUAUCUUUAAGCAAACUUAGUACAAGAUUACGCUGAAAAGUUGAUAUGAAAUGAAUUCUAAAUCAAAAGAAGAUCGAUAAAUUUGGAUGAUUUCGCACUAUGAAUUAUACAAUUUUUUCUACAAGAAAAA
This is a messenger RNA of Xenia sp. Carnegie-2017, 2624 nucleotides long. RefSeq names its product exocyst complex component 5-like. Bases 167 to 2308 code for a protein of 713 amino acids. The record is from RefSeq and is a predicted model, not a curated record. Lineage: Eukaryota; Metazoa; Cnidaria; Anthozoa; Malacalcyonacea; Xeniidae. Gene Ontology annotation, cellular component: cytoplasm; exocyst. Gene Ontology annotation, biological process: exocytosis; Golgi to plasma membrane transport. The transcript is spliced from 20 exons.